AUGGAUCAACAACCUACACUUAGAGGUCACGCACCUCAAUCAUCCAUUGCCACAACACCAAGACCUGGAACACCUGAAAACAUCAAUCCAUUCGGUGCUGAUGACAGUAUUCAACCUUCUCCAACCCAAGACAGAGUAGUCAAUCCUUUCGCUUCCCCAUUCGCUUCAAGACCUGGCUCUACUUUCGGUGCAUCAUCUUCGGUAGGAAGAACAUAUGGCACACGAUAUUUUCAUUCCAGAAGAGUAAAGAAGGGAGAAGUUGAUCAACCAUGGAAAGCCACUAAAGACCCAAAGGAAAAAUGGGUUACAAUCAUUCCAAUCAUUGGCAUGCUCGUAGGGUUGGGAAUUGCGGGAUUUUUGAUCUAUGAUGGAAUAGCUUCUGUCACCCACCACAAAUACUGUCCAGUUAUGAGUGAUGAUUUCUCAAGUGGUACACUCAAUACCGAUAUUUGGACUCAGGAAGCAGAAGUUGGUGGCUUUGGUAAUGGAGAGUUUGAACAAACUACACUUGACGAUGAAAAUGUUUUCAUCAAGGAUGGAAAGCUCGUCAUCAGACCUACAUUACAAGAUGCAAAACUCAUUGAAUCAAAUACGGUUAUCAACCUUACAUCUGAUGGAACAUGUUCAUCCGAUGUCCUCACCAACUGUGUUUCAGUCACCAAUACUACCGCCGGUACAAUCAUUCAACCUGUCAGAUCUGGAAGAAUCAAUACCAAGAAAGGUGCAACUAUCAAAUAUGGGCGUGUUGAAGUAACUGCCAAGUUACCCGCUGGUGAUUGGUUGUGGCCCGCGAUCUGGCUCUUGCCAGUUGAGAACACUUAUGGAGCUUGGCCUGCAUCUGGAGAAAUUGACAUUGUUGAAGCCCGAGGAAACAACCACACCUAUGCACAAGGAGGAAAUAACAUCAUCUCAUCUACUCUUCAUUGGGGACCCGAUUCUGCUAAUGAUGGUUACUGGAGAACAAAUGUCAAGCGUACUGCACUCCAUACUACUUACUCUGAUGGAUUCCAUACAUUUGGCCUUGAAUGGUCUGAGAAGUACCUUUACACCUACAUCGACUCUAAGCUACUUCAAGUACUUUACAAUACCUUCAGUGAACCACUCUGGCAACGUGGUGAUUUCCCCGAUUCCAACAGCAAUGGAACUAGAAUUACAGAUGUUUGGUCUCAAACCGGUCGUCACAACACACCUUUCGAUCAGAGAUUCUAUCUCAUUCUUAAUGUUGCAGUUGGUGGGACCAAUGGAUGGUUUGCUGAUGGCAAGAGUGGAAAGCCUUGGAUUGAUGCUUCUGCUACUGCCAAGAAUGAUUUCUGGAAUGCGAGAGAUACUUGGUAUCCUACCUGGACUGCCAAUAAUAAUCAAGGCCAAAUGGAGGUUAGCAAAGUACAGAUGUGGCAACAAUGUGAUGGAACUGAGGACCUUUAA
Messenger RNA from Botrytis deweyae, 1425 nucleotides. RefSeq lists its product as uncharacterized. Lineage: Eukaryota; Fungi; Ascomycota; Leotiomycetes; Helotiales; Sclerotiniaceae. Gene Ontology annotation, molecular function: hydrolase activity, hydrolyzing O-glycosyl compounds. The coding region runs from base 1 to 1425 and encodes 474 amino acids. The record is from RefSeq and is a predicted model, not a curated record. Gene Ontology annotation, biological process: carbohydrate metabolic process. The transcript has 2 exons.